GCCAAUAGGGGGAGCGGUGGCGGCGGUGGUGGGCCGAGCAUGAUGUAUGUUACGGGUAUGGUCGGGACCUCGAUCGAGGGGGAAGGGGCGGCGGAGGUGACUUGUCUCGUCGUCUUGACAUGCGUAGAUGGAAGUCUUUGGCGCGUGGAGUGUGGGGAGGAAAGGAUCUUGAGGGCCCAGAUCGGAAGGGACGUAACGAGGGGGGGGAUAUCGGCCAGCUGGGCGGGGUUUUGCACGAUCGGAGGGGGGGGGCUGUCUUCUCCCAGGCACAGCUUUGCAGUCGUGUCGAGCGGCGCGCCAGACAUCCGCGCGCUGCAAUGGGCCAACGCCGAGGACUCGACGAAGGAGGAGGAGGGAUGGCGGCAGCUCAUUCUGUUGACAACGAGGGGAAUGGAGUGCUGGGAUGUGGAGAUGACACGUGGCGGGUGCUGCAAGAUGAUCUGGUCGCAGGACAUCUUGGAAGAUCAACGGUUGUACCAGGAGCUGGGAGGUCCUGCGCACAUCUGCUUGCUGGACUUACAAGUGGACUCCCAAGGAAGUCUUGUGACGGUCUUGGCAGCAUCCUUGUACGUUGAGAGAGCCGCUCGCCAGCAGGCGUUUGUGCAGUAUUCCGUACACACGUACGGAUUUGACCGCCACAGAGGGAACAAUGCCAUAAACAACAGUGCAGCAGGAGCAGAUGGCCAUAGCCAAUCGAGUGUGCCCAACGUACGCGCGGUGGGUCCUGCCAAAGUGAUCGUACAGAAGGGGAGGGUGGAGGGUGCGGAGGUGGUGCUGUCGGUGCGCCUGAGAGUGGGCGGAAGACCGGCGGGAUCGGUGUUGAUUAUGGGCGGAGAUGGCACGGCGAUGAUCUACGGCUCAGAUCGGCAGCGGCUUUACCAGUACAUGGCGGCGCAGCCGAUGGGCGAAGUGCUCGAUGCGGCAGCAAUGCCGCUAGCGGAGCCGUCCGUGGAAGCGUCUGGAGCUGGGUACGGGAUUGGAGAUUGGUUGAUACUGACACAGAGGGGGGGAGUGCUGGCGGUGCCCGAGGAGAUCAUGAGAGCCGAAGGUUUGGCCGAAGAGAGAGAGGCGGAGGAAGGUGGGGGGGGCGGGGGAUUGCCCGGUGGUGUGGGUAUCGGGGGGUUGGUGGCGGACACGACGCCCGGUCGGAGUCUGAGCCGACAACCCUCCGAGCGGAAAGCCGCCGCCGGCGGGGGCGGGGGCGGGGGCGAGGGGGUUGAAGCAGCAGACGAGAGAGAGAGAGAGAUGGUCCGAGAGAGGGAGGUGGAUGCCACCACCGCUGCGAUGGAAGAUGGCUAUGGCUAUGGAUAUGGCCAUGGCGGCGAAGGCGAAGCGGAAGGCGCAGGCGGCGCUGCCCUUGCUUCUUUUUCUGCUGCUGGUGGAGGAAGCUCCUCCUCUCCUUCUUCGUCGUCUUCCAGAGACGACGAAGUGGUGGGCAAACUCUUUGAGCAGUACCUCAUGACCGGCGUCGUCGAUGGAGUCUUCGAGAAGCUGAAGAUGGCCCGCGCUUUUGAUGUUGACGGAUACGAGAAUGUGUUCGUGCGAACGAGCAGAGCGUUGAUCGACACGUUGUCGAAGCAGUGGGCCGGCGGCGGCGUUGCCGCCAUCGCCGUCCAUCUGGCGGAAAAGCAGAAACGUCAUCGGCAGUUUCUAGAGUUCCUGCAGGUCACGCGCUCCUACGACGAGCUGAAGGAUCAUCAAAGCAAUUCCAACGCGAAAUGGGUGGCCCUGCAUGGGAUCAUGGAGCACGGAGAGAAGGUGGCGGCAAUGGCGCAGCUAAGGCAGGUGCACAACAAGAUGGCAGAAGCCAAGACAGCAGCUCAACUACAAAGAAGAGGAGGAGGAGGAGGGGAUAUGUGUGGUUUGCGGGGGGGGGGAGGGGGAAGUGUUGGGGGGCUAGGAGUUGGCGGAGGCGGAGAGAGAGAGGGUCUUGCGGGAGGAAGCGCAUUAUGGAAGGUGGUCCAGGGUGUGGGAGAAAGAGCGCGGAGGAGUAACGCAGUCCUCAUGGAGCGCGAUCGAGCCGAAGUGUUUUAUACCCGGGUAUCGGUUUUGCAAGAGUUCUUUGAGGGCGUUCGUCUGCUUGCCGCCUCGGUGAUUGGUCGGCCGACAGUGGAACCCGCUCGCAUUCAGCUUGAGAGGCUCUGCGAGAUCGCAGAUGCAUGCACGGCAACCAUCGAUGCGGCUUUUAGGUAUAGGGAGAAGCAGGCGAAGUGGUAUCCCCCUCUGGACGGGCUGGAACCCUGGACCUGUUGCUCUUCCGUCCGCAUGGGUUUAUCUACCCUAGUCACGCUCUUUCUGCAACUCAAGGUGGAGCUAACUGCCUCCGAGCCUUCCCUGGUUCCUGAGCUGAUGGUGCGGCUUCGGCGGCUUGCCAAUCUCCUGCUUGAUGCCUACAAGGGCGCCAUUGAUGCUGUAGUAGACAAGAGACUUGAAGACAGGCAUUUGCGAGCAGAGUAUGGGGAGAUGAGAGACCGGCUGCUCAACGCAUUCAGGCAGUACGCGCGCGAGCUGGCGGAUCAAGCCGGGCAGCGUGCGGGGAGAGCCGGGGAGGCGCAGCGCCAAGCGGUUCUCGCGCGGGAAUACGAGGUCCUUCUCAAGCUCGCGGACAAACACCAUGGCUUCCAGACCCUCGCGGACAUCUGCGAAGAGCUCGGCGACUGGAAGCGGCUUCAGGACUACAUGAAGAACUGCGGCGGCAGUCGGGAUCGGGAGGGGAGAUUCAGUCGGUUCAUGUUCGACAGGUGUAUGCAGCGAGCGCAGCAUGCGCGGCUCUUGCGCUUCGGUUCCGACUUCCGCGAUGAGCUCUCCGCCUUCUUGCAGCCGCACAAGCACUUGCGAUGGCUGCACGAACUUUAUCGUCAGCAGUACCAGCAGGCAAGUCUCUCGCUAGCGGACAUCAGCUCACUGGAGAGCUGUAAAGCGAUGGGCGGGAAGAGCAUAGCGCAGAGGCGCAAGCUUCUCUGCCUUGCCAAGCUCUCGGCUAUGGUGGCCGACCCUAGGGCUUCGAACAGCUACAGAGUUGGGGAGAUCGAUGCUGUCAGAGGGAUUUUGCAGAUCCAGAAACACGCCGUAGAUGCAGGAUUGAUGGAGGACUGCCCACUUUCACCUGCGGAGAUCAUAGAGCGCUUGCUGCACUCCACCGAGACGAAGUUCGUCGCUCUGUCUUUCGAGGUCUUCGCGUUGGCGGGAACGCAGUUUCGCUGGGACCACCGCGCGCUCCUGGAAUCCGCGUGGCUAAGGGCCACCGAGGUCGAUGAUUGGUCGGGAUUGCAGAGGAUGUACGAGGAUGAGGGAUGGAGCGACGACCAGUACUUCGAGACCUUGAGGGCCACGUGCCUCUUCUACGCCGCAGAGACUUGCUAUGGACCCAACUCGCUCUGCUUGGGCGACCCAUUCGAAGCGGUGCUGCUGCUGCAUGACGAAGAUCAUGAGCUGGCGCGCGCGCGCGCGGCGGAUAGAGUGGGAUCGAAGGACGAUCGCAUUCUCUGUGGGGGUAUUGACAGCCAAACAGGCUUGUCAUGGGCGCUGCGCUCCGAAAAGCUCUUCCUUUGGGGCUAUCUAUCUGGCAAGGUGCCAGAUCGGUGGACGGAGCUGCAGCUGCCUUCGCAGCUGCUGCAGUCGUCGGGAUCGGGACUGGCGGAUCAGAGGCACGGAGACAGAUGGCACGUGUGCAUCAUCCCGAAGGCGGGCAGCAGGAGCUCCGCCGAGAAAGCCGCCACCGCCGCCGCCGCCGCUAGGUCCCCGGGGACAAAGAGGGGCGCGGAAGAGCGGGUGGCGGUAUUACCCGCAUCCAUAUUUCGAAAGCUUAGAACUGUUGGCGAUGUUGUGGAUGAUGAUGAUUUUGAUGAUGGUGAUGAUGAUGCUGAUGAUGAUGCUGAUGCUGAUGAUGCUGAUGAUGCUGAUGAUGCUGCUGCUGAUGCUGAUGCUGCUGCUGCUGAUGAUGAUAAUGAGGAGGAGGAGGAGGAGGAGGAGGAUGAAUGGUGUGUCUUGAUCUUGGUUUUCUUGGCUGCACGUAUAUGCCUGAGUCAUUGUGUAAUUUCCAUAAUGUGCUUGCCUAUGGUAUCCAAUGACGAUGACGAUGACGAUGAUGAUGAUGAUGAUGAUGAUGAUGAAUGGUCGGUCUUGAUCUUUGGUUUUCUUGGUUGCAUAUCAAGGUACCUGGAGAAGGAGGGAGAAUGGCAGGUGGCUACGGACGUGUCUUUCUCAAUUCCCAGGCUGGAAGAAGGACAAAACGUAGCCUCCAAGAAAAGUGACCUGGAAGCCAAGACAAUCACCAUGGACCUGGAUAGCUUCUAUAAAAGUGACUUUUCGGAGGAUGACAUGGAAGAAUGGCAGGAUGAUGGAAUCACCUCAAAGUCGGUCUCCUCAAUGGAUCAAGGCACCAGCGGAAGUAUUGGAGAAUACCGACUAGAUGACGCUUCCCCCAAGACACAGCGGGAUCCGCCGGAUGAGUCCACAUCCGCUAUGGAAGACCUCGACCAGGACCUCCUGAAAAUUUUAAUACCUUGAUCACCAGUCUCACCACGGUCUGACCGUCACAAUGCUGGAAAUCUUUCGGAAGAGGGCAAAUGCCAAUGAAACACGCAGGAAGAC
Messenger RNA from Chara braunii, 4593 nucleotides. The record is from the annotation of a GenBank genome assembly. NCBI's taxonomy places the organism in Eukaryota, Viridiplantae, Streptophyta, Charophyceae, Charales, Characeae.